AUGCGUCCGAUCUCCAUGGUAACGCGUCCGGUAUCCGUGGCAACGCGUCCGGUCUCCAUGGUAACGCGACGGACCCUGCGGAUGGCGCCGGAAGAGAACACCAACUUCUAACUUGGCUAAAGUGAGGCUUUCUUCCGAGACCUAAAAUGGGAUGAAUGAAUAAAUGGAGGAAUGAAUUACAGGUGAGGCAGUGACCCAAAGUUAGCGGAGAAAAAAGGCAGCAUUGUGAAGCGGAAUCAAAAGGAAGGAACAGACCAGAGAAAGUAAAAGAAUGUCAUACAGCCAGACUGAAAGUGUUAUAAAGAAUAUCAUUAGAGAAAUAGGAGGGGAAUGUGCAGUCCAAGGAGAAACUGUUUCUGAGACCUUGGUGGCUUUUAUGGUGAAAGCAGUAGUUUUGGAUCCAAGGAACGGGUUUAAUGUGGAUCGAAUCCUUACAAAAAAUGAUGUACAAAAACUCAUUAAGCUCUGUGUUGGCAGACUACUGGAUAAAAAAAAUCCAUCCCUGGAUACAAUUAAGAUGCAAGUUUUCUUCGAUAUGAAUUACACAAACCGAGAGGAAUUUCUUGAUGAACAUCAUCGAGUCCUAGAAAGCCGAUUAGGCACUGUUAGCAGAGAGAUCACAGAUAAUCGGGCUCGUUCUAGAAAUGAGCUAGAGAGUCUCUACCGCAAGAUUGUCAGCUAUGUGUUAUUGCGUUCUGGCCUUGGGUCCCCUACAGAUAUCAAAGUUGUCAGAGAAGCAACAGCUGCUCUGCAGAGUGUUUUUCCUCAGACUGAACUUGGAACCUUCCUUUCCCUCAAUAAGAAAGACAAGGAGCGCCAGCUGAAAGAAUUCACCAUGAUUGUUACGGGAAUUAGGUUAUUUAACCGAAGCUGUGAAAAGGGAGGAGAAGGCAUUGACGAUUUGCCAGCUAUUCUAAAUGAAGCUAUUCCACUGACCACCCAGCAUCUUGACUCAGAACUUCAGGCAUCUCAGAACCAGGCAUAUUGCUACACAGCUAUCCUUGAGGCGGCAGCAGAGAACCCACUCCGAAUUGUGGAGCUUGAGCCAUUAAAGAUCAAAGAAGCACUGUUCAACAUGAGACAGUAUGAGGUUUUCCUUCAUAUCAUCCUGGCAGAUGUGAUUACCUGUGCCCAAGAGGUGGAAAUGAUGGAAAAGCAAUUAGCAGCCCAAAUCGAAUAUUUAAAAACUGUUGUUCAAGCAAAGACAGCUGUACCAACAUCACAGGUUUAUCCUAUCUUUAUAUCACUUUCUAGUUUAUGGACCAGCUUUCAAGAUGAGAUUGUGUUGCUUAGUGUCCUCAGCAAUUUGACUACUCACCUGAAACCAUUCCUGGAAGCACAUGCUCAACUCUUUCCUGAGGAGAUGAUACAAGGUCUCCUUGAGGGAAUCAUUGUGAAAACUGAUGUGGAAAGAUUAAGAGAAAGCCUUGAAACCAAAGUAAAUGUGUCUGAUUUCAAGCAUCUAGACUGGCUUUUUCCAGAAACUACGGCAAAUUUUGAUCGAUUACUGAUACAGUACCGUGGGUUUUGCGCUUAUACAUUUGCUACAAAGUUUGGUCUCCUUCUCCCAGGAAAUCCCGCUAUUGGGAUUUUGAAAUACAAAGAAAAAUAUUACACUUUCAGUUCCAAGAAAUCUGCAACCGCCUUCGCCCAAAAUCCAGAUCACUUCAUAGAGUUAAUUGGAGAAAGGGCAAAAGAAUGUGCAGAACUAAUUCAGCUUCUCGAGCUUCAUCAGCAGUUUGAAUCCCUAAUUCCUUAUUCAAAGGUCAAAAGUCUGGACAAGCGCUUUGUGAAACCAUUCACCAGGUGUGACAGCAGUUCUCAGACGGACACCCACAUAAUGCAGCCAACUAUUGUGAAGUCUUAUGAGUGGAAUGAAUGGGAGCUGCGAAGAAAAGCAAUAAAACUGGCUAAUUUGCGCCAGAAACUUACUCACUCAGUACAGACUAAUCUCAGUCACAUGAGGAGAGACAACAGCUCACAGGUUUACCCACUGAAGGAUGUCGGCUCCCAGACCAAGCGCGAAAACUGCAGCAGAGUACCAAAGCCCCAGAUUUAUCUAGCUGGGCUCCGAGGAGGGAUGCCUACCACCCACAUGAUAAAAGUGAACUUAACCAGAGCUGUUGAUGAAACUUAAUUGGUGAACACAUUUUGAAAAUAGAUACCGUACACUGGUUUGUACCAGAAAUUGCCAUAAUUUAGCAUGAGGGAAAAGAAGGUCAUUUCCUACAUUUAGAACCAAGCUAAGUAAUAAGCCAGAAUGAUUUUUGAAUAUUACACUUGCUAUUAAACUGGAAAGAAGUAUUCCUUGUUCAAA
Molecule: messenger RNA, 2317 nt
Organism: Ornithorhynchus anatinus (platypus)
Lineage: Eukaryota; Metazoa; Chordata; Mammalia; Monotremata; Ornithorhynchidae
Gene: CFAP206
Product: cilia and flagella associated protein 206
Exons: 14
Coding region: 272-2137 (621 amino acids)
Biological process (GO): regulation of flagellated sperm motility; regulation of cilium beat frequency; sperm axoneme assembly
Cellular component (GO): ciliary basal body; axoneme
Source: RefSeq, a predicted model, not a curated record